Messenger RNA from Phodopus roborovskii (desert hamster), 1856 nucleotides. RefSeq names its product glycine receptor subunit alpha-4. Gene Ontology annotation, cellular component: plasma membrane; synapse; neuron projection. The record is from RefSeq and is a predicted model, not a curated record. The transcript has 9 exons. Gene Ontology annotation, biological process: chloride transmembrane transport; regulation of membrane potential; signal transduction. The coding region runs from base 465 to 1835 and encodes 456 amino acids. NCBI's taxonomy places the organism in Eukaryota, Metazoa, Chordata, Mammalia, Rodentia, Cricetidae. Gene Ontology annotation, molecular function: transmitter-gated monoatomic ion channel activity; chloride channel activity; glycine binding.
ACCCCACUCCAGCUGCCUGCGACUGUGCCUUUAAAUUGCUGCUUUCGGAGGGUGCAUCUAGGGGGAUGUGGGAGGGAGGGAAACAUCUUUCUGCCUGUCUCCUUCCUCCCUCCCCUCCAAGACUCUCCAGGGUUUGCAGAGUGAUUGCUACCCAAAGAGAAUCUUUUCUGGCUCCCUGACCGCAGGCUGAGGCCCUCCUCAGUCCAAGACAAGUCCAAGCCGUUGCUGGAGCUGGUAGGGUUAUUCGUGUCAGGUUCAGUUCCAGGGGAAUAGUUCUAGACCCUGAGUGCUAAGGACAGGGCAGAAAAGAGGCAGAAGAGGAGAGCUCAACUCCUAGCCCAGCCACACAGGCUCCUUAUUCAAGCCCAAGUUGGAGAAGGGCUCUGUACUGUUGCCUUUCCCAUAGGGAUACCUGGUCUCACCUUGGCAGCCAGGCUGAGAAAGGACUAUAAGGUCCCUGCAGAAUGACAACUCUUGUUCCUGCAACCCUCUUCCUUCUCCUCUGGACCCUGCCAGGGAAGGUCCUCCUCAGUGUGGCUUUGGCAAAAGAGGAUGUCAAAUCUGGGCCCAAAGGGUCCCAGCCCAUGUCCCCCUCUGAUUUCUUGGAUAAGCUUAUGGGACGGACAUCUGGAUAUGAUGCCAGGAUUAGGCCCAAUUUCAAAGGCCCACCUGUGAAUGUAACCUGCAACAUCUUCAUCAACAGUUUUGGCUCCGUCACUGAGACCACCAUGGACUACCGAGUAAAUGUCUUCUUGCGGCAACAGUGGAAUGACCCACGUCUGGCCUACCGAGAAUAUCCUGAUGACUCUCUGGACCUAGACCCCUCCAUGCUCGAUUCUAUCUGGAAGCCAGACCUAUUCUUUGCCAACGAGAAAGGGGCCAACUUCCAUGAGGUGACCACAGACAACAAAUUACUACGCAUCUUCAAGAAUGGGAAUGUGCUCUACAGCAUCAGAUUGACCCUCAUUUUGUCCUGCCCAAUGGACCUCAAGAACUUCCCAAUGGACAUCCAGACAUGCACAAUGCAACUGGAAAGCUUUGGCUACACCAUGAAUGACCUCGUGUUCGAGUGGUUAGAAGAUGCUCCUGCUGUCCAAGUGGCCGAGGGGUUGACACUUCCCCAAUUUAUCUUGCGGGAUGAGAAAGAUCUAGGAUAUUGCACCAAGCAUUACAACACAGGAAAAUUCACCUGCAUAGAGGUAAAGUUUCACCUGGAGAGGCAGAUGGGCUACUAUCUGAUUCAGAUGUACAUUCCUAGCCUACUCAUUGUCAUCCUGUCCUGGGUCUCCUUCUGGAUCAACAUGGAUGCUGCCCCUGCCCGUGUAGGCCUCGGCAUCACUACUGUCCUCACCAUGACUACCCAGAGCUCUGGAUCCAGGGCCUCUUUGCCUAAGGUAUCCUAUGUGAAAGCGAUUGACAUCUGGAUGGCUGUAUGCCUGCUCUUUGUAUUUGCUGCCUUGCUUGAGUAUGCUGCAGUCAAUUUUGUCUCCCGUCAGCACAAGGAAUUUAUGAGACUUCGUAGAAGGCAGAGACGGCAACGCAUGGAAGAAGAUAUCAUACGAGAAAGCCGCUUCUAUUUUCGUGGCUAUGGCUUAGGACACUGUCUACAAGCAAGGGAUGGAGGUCCAAUGGAAGGAUCAAGCAUUUAUAAUCCCCAACCUCCAGCCCCUCUUCGAAAGGAGGGAGAAACCAUGAGGAAACUAUAUGUGGACCAAGCCAAGAGAAUUGACACCAUUUCCAGGGCUGUCUUCCCCUUUACUUUUCUUGUAUUCAAUAUCUUCUAUUGGGUUGUCUAUAAAGUUCUAAGGUCAGAAGAUAUCCACCAGGCACUGUGACUAUGGUAGAGGCUAAAAUGU